AUGAAUAAGCUUUACAUCGGCAACCUCAACGAGAGCGUGACCCCCGCGGACUUGGAGAAAGUAUUUGCGGAGCACAAGAUCUCCUACAGCGGCCAGUUCCUGGUCAAAUCCGGCUACGCCUUCGUGGACUGCCCCGACGAGCACUGGGCCAUGAAGGCCAUCGAAACUUUCUCCGGGAAAGUAGAACUACAGGGAAAACGACUAGAGAUUGAACACUCGGUCCCCAAAAAGCAAAGGAGUCGGAAAAUUCAGAUCCGAAAUAUUCCACCUCAGCUCCGAUGGGAAGUACUGGACAGCCUGCUGGCCCAGUAUGGCACAGUAGAGAACUGUGAGCAAGUGAACACUGAGAGUGAGACGGCAGUGGUGAAUGUCACCUACUCCAACCGGGAGCAGACCAGGCAAGCCAUCAUGAAGCUGAAUGGCCACCAGUUGGAGAACCAUGCCCUGAAGGUCUCCUACAUUCCUGAUGAGCAGAUAGCCCAGGGUCCUGAGAAUGGGCGCCGAGGAGGCUUUGGCUCCCGGGGUCAGCCCCGCCAGGGAUCACCUGUGGCAGCGGGGGCACCAGCCAAGCAGCAGCAAGUGGACAUUCCCCUUCGGCUCCUAGUGCCCACCCAGUAUGUGGGCGCCAUCAUUGGCAAGGAGGGUGCUACCAUUCGCAACAUCACAAAACAGACCCAGUCCAAGAUAGAUGUGCACAGGAAGGAGAAUGCAGGCGCAGCUGAGAAGGCCAUCAGCGUGCACUCGACCCCUGAGGGCUGCUCCUCCGCCUGUAAGAUGAUUUUGGAGAUUAUGCAUAAGGAGGCAAAGGACACCAAAACGGCUGACGAGGUCCCCCUGAAGAUCCUGGCCCAUAAUAACUUCGUGGGGCGUCUCAUUGGCAAGGAAGGGCGUAACCUGAAGAAGGUGGAGCAGGACACAGAGACGAAAAUCACCAUCUCCUCCUUGCAGGACCUCACCCUGUACAACCCUGAGAGGACCAUCACUGUGAAGGGGGCCAUUGAAAACUGCUGCAGGGCCGAGCAGGAGAUCAUGAAGAAAGUUCGGGAGGCCUACGAAAACGACGUGGCUGCCAUGAGCCUGCAGUCUCAUCUGAUCCCCGGCCUGAACCUGGCUGCCGUGGGUCUCUUCCCCGCCUCGUCCAGCGCAGUCCCACCGCCUCCCAGCAGCGUUACUGGGGCUGCUCCCUACAGCUCCUUUAUGCAGGCUCCAGAGCAGGAGAUGGUGCAGGUGUUCAUCCCCGCCCAGGCGGUGGGCGCCAUCAUCGGCAAGAAAGGGCAGCACAUCAAACAGCUCUCACGGUUCGCCAGCGCCUCCAUCAAGAUUGCUCCACCUGAGACACCCGACUCCAAAGUUCGUAUGGUUAUCAUCACUGGACCCCCAGAAGCCCAAUUCAAGGCUCAGGGAAGAAUUUAUGGCAAACUCAAGGAGGAGAACUUCUUUGGUCCCAAGGAGGAAGUAAAGCUGGAGACUCAUAUACGGGUGCCAGCAUCGGCAGCUGGCCGAGUCAUUGGCAAAGGCGGCAAAACGGUGAACGAGUUGCAGAAUUUGACAGCAGCUGAGGUGGUAGUGCCAAGAGACCAGACCCCUGAUGAGAACGACCAGGUCAUCGUUAAGAUCAUCGGGCACUUCUAUGCCAGCCAGAUGGCUCAGAGGAAGAUCCGAGACAUCCUGGCCCAGGUUAAGCAGCAGCACCAGAAGGGACAGAGUAACCAGGCCCAGGCACGGAGGAAGUGA
Molecule: messenger RNA, 1734 nt
Organism: Cynocephalus volans (Philippine flying lemur)
Lineage: Eukaryota; Metazoa; Chordata; Mammalia; Dermoptera; Cynocephalidae
Gene: IGF2BP1
Product: insulin like growth factor 2 mRNA binding protein 1
Exons: 15
Coding region: 1-1734 (577 amino acids)
Biological process (GO): nervous system development; regulation of gene expression
Cellular component (GO): nucleus; cytoplasm; cytosol
Molecular function (GO): mRNA 3'-UTR binding
Source: RefSeq, a predicted model, not a curated record